AUGGCACCUCUUAGUGUAACCAUGGCCUCUUAUGUACCACCUCUUAGUGCAACCAUACCACCUCUUAGUGUAACCAUGGCCACCACCUCUAAGUGUAACCAUGGCCAUCACCUCUUAGUAAAUCCAUGGCCACCUCUUAGUGCAACCAUGGCCACCACCUCUAGUGUGGCCCCUAAGUCAGGCCAGCAGGUCCCUGAGUCGGGCCAGCAGGUCACUGGGUCGAGCCAGCAACAGGUCCCUAAGUCAGGUCAGCAGCAGGUCCCCCGGCUCAGGCCAGAAAGGUCACUGGGUCGGGCCAGCAACAGAGUCCCUAAGUCAGGUCAGCAGCAGGUCCUAGUGGGCAGACCAUCAGUCGGAGCCAACAGCAGGUCCACUCGGUCGGGCCAGCAGCAGCAGGUCCCUGGUUCGGGCCGCCAGCAGGUCCCUGGGUCGGAGCCCCAGCAGCAGGUCCUAAGUCAGGCCAGCAGGAGGAGCCCUGGGUCAGACCAACAACAGGUCCCUGGGUCAGGCCAGCAACAGGUCCCUAAGUCAGACCAGCAACAGGUCCUUAGUCAGACCCAGCAACUGGGUCCUAGGCCAGCGCUUAGCUCCCUUCAGGCCAGCAACAGAUCCCUGAGUCAGGCCAGCAGGUUCCUGGGUCCGGGUCAGCAGCAGGUCCUGGGUCGGGCCAGCAGCAGCUCCUGGGUCAGGACAGCAGAUCCUGAGUCGGGCCAGCAGCAGGUUCCUGGUCAGGUCAGCAGCAGAAUCCCUGGAAUGGACAGCAGCAGUUUCCUGGGUCGGGCCAGCAGCAGUUUCCUGGGUCGGGCCAGCAGCAGGUUCCUGGGUCCCGGACCAGCAGCAGGUUCCUGGGUCGGACCAGCAGCAGGUUCUGGGUUCAGAACCGCUCAGCAGGUUCCUGGGUCGGACCAGCAACAGGUCCUUAAGUCGGGCCAGCAACAGGUCCUUAAGUCGGGCCUGCAGCAGGUUCCUGGGUCGGGCCAGCAGCAGGUUCCUGGGUCGGACCAGCAACAGGUCCUUAAGUCGGGCCAGCAACAGGUCCUUAAGUCGGGCCUGCAGCAGGUUCCUGGGUCGGGCCAGCAGCAGAUCCCUGAGUCGGGCCAGCAGCAGAUCCCUGAGUCGGACCAGCAGCAGGUUCCUGGGUCGGGCCUGCACCAGGUUCCUGGGUCGGGCCAGCAGCAGGUUCCUGGGUCGGGCCAGCAGGUGGUGGAUGACGACGACUUUGAAACGAUAGACAUUAAUAUCACAACUAAAUGUGAGAUAGUCAUCGACAACCCGGAUACUGGAGACCACUGA
This is a messenger RNA of Homarus americanus (American lobster), 1293 nucleotides long. RefSeq names its product glutenin, high molecular weight subunit PW212-like. The transcript is spliced from 4 exons. NCBI's taxonomy places the organism in Eukaryota, Metazoa, Arthropoda, Malacostraca, Decapoda, Nephropidae. Bases 1 to 1293 code for a protein of 430 amino acids. The record is from RefSeq and is a predicted model, not a curated record.